This is a messenger RNA of Lontra canadensis (Northern American river otter), 4075 nucleotides long. RefSeq names its product DNA polymerase nu (gene POLN). Lineage: Eukaryota; Metazoa; Chordata; Mammalia; Carnivora; Mustelidae. Gene Ontology annotation, biological process: double-strand break repair; DNA-templated DNA replication. The transcript is spliced from 24 exons. The record is from RefSeq and is a predicted model, not a curated record. The coding region runs from base 1321 to 3960 and encodes 879 amino acids. Gene Ontology annotation, molecular function: DNA-directed DNA polymerase activity; DNA binding.
UUGUUCAUUUUAGUAGCUGGGUCCUGGGGGCUCAGAAUUUCUACAGGACAGAUCUUAAUGGUACUUGGAGUUCCAUGUGACUUACACAUUUUGGAAAUACCGUAUAAGUGGUUUCUCGGAGGAUGUAUAAUGCUAUUUUAAUCAGUUUCUCUGGAGUGAAAAUACUUAAGUCUUAGAUUGUAUUAGUUGGGAUACAAAUAUAUUAUUUGGACAAAUAGAAAUUAUUUUGAGUAGUAUGAAAUCAUUUGAAGUAGCUUAUUUAUCCAUUAUAACAUCGAAUGCUUCUUGAGUGCUUGAUUUAUAUGUGGCCUGUGAUACAUACAACACAAAAUUUAUAGAGGAACAAGAAGCUAGAGUAUUACCUUCAACAAUAUUCCUAAAAAAAAAAAAAAAAGAAUAUUCCUGCUCCAGAAUAUAUUGCCUUUUUAAUAUGGAAUGCCAGUCUAAAAGCUAUGCAUUUUAGGUGGUAUUUGUGGAAUUCUUUAAUUAUACCCAUCGGAACAUGGGUACACUUAGGUGACAGAUAAGUCUUGAUAAUUUUUAUAAUCUGUUGAACAAAAAUAUCUUGCCAAUUAUAGUAUUUUUACAUUAUUGAAAAAUUUAUAUUUAUUAAAUAGAUCUAAAUAUGCAUGAAAAAUUUAUAACAAAUGUUGUCUAAGAUUUUGGUAUUAGCUCCUCAUGGGCGACUUGUUCCUUUUUAAAUUUUUUUCCUAUUCUAGAGUGGAAUAGAGAAUUUAUUUCAAAUUUUUCUUUUCUCCAGUAAUGUGGAAAAAUAUGUCACCUGGUUUCCUGGCUCAUGAAAGCAAAUUCUGUUCAGAUUUGUGCCAGAUAGGAUAGAUGUAUGACCAGCUACUUGAUGGUUUGUACUGUCUCUUCCAGACCUUUACUGGCCCAGCCCAGGGGCCAGUAGAACUGAGCAGUAUGCACAAGAUGAUGUCAGGUUGUGUGUCUAUCAGAUAAAUUACCCAAGUCCAUUAAAUAUUUUUAUUUAAUUAAAUUUGAUUAAAAAUUAAAAUAAUUUUUCUGUAAUUAGAUUUGUAUAUUUGAAGAUUAUAACAGCCAUUGGCUUCAGACCUCAGGAAGUAACAUGAAUAGGUUGCUUGCUUCAAAAUUGUUUGACUAGAAAAUGUAUUCUUUGUUCCCUGUUUACCAGGAUAUUCCAGGUGAGCCUCUGUCUUGCUCCAUUCUUACUUUUGUAUCAUUGAUUAUGGAGGCAACUGCUACCUAUUUUCCAUGGUCAUUAUUAGAGUAAUUUGUAUGAAUGCCUCUGGCUGUAAUGUGCUGCUUACUUUGAAGUCUCAAAGUUAACAUGUGGAUGUUAUGUUUAUCUUAUGUUUAGGAUUUAUGAAAAUGGAAAAUUAUGAGGCAUUUGUAGGCUUUGAUCUCUGUGAGAUACCACUCUCCAGUGUUGCACAGAAGAUCAUGUCUGCUAUGCAUUCAGGUGAUUUAGUGGAGUCUCAGAAUUGGAGAGAGAAUGAAAAGAAAGCUGCAGAAGUGGUAAACAGUUCCUGUAAUGAGUAUAGAGUACUUCUUGAAAAGGAGAACCAAUCACUGGAAAAAAGGAAUCUUAAUUCCUCUACAAGCCAGGCGUCAGGUGUGUCCAUCAAGCUCUGUCUUCCCACCUCCAGUAUCAGAAUCACAGAUCAGCCAUCAGCUGACCGAAACCAGAAGAACAUCAGCUCAUUGGCUCCUCCCAGUUGUUUCAUUCCACAGUGUAACCAAGAGGCUUCAGUCCUACAGAAAACAGAGUAUAAAAGAAAGCAUUUCCUAAAGGAAAAUAAAAAUAAUGAAGAGAAAGAAAUGCCCAUGAAUCUUAAAAGAAAAUGUAGUACAUGUCAUUUUUUAGUGAAAACAAGUAAACAUGUGGCAUUGGAAGAAGAUGCUGAUGAGGUUGAAGCCCACUUACACUGUGGGAAUGCAAGGGCAUGUGGAGACCAUUUUUGUGACAUUAGGUAUUUGGAUGAUUUGGAGAAAAGCCAGCUGGUUGAGAUGCUCAAACAGGCAGUGGCCAUGGUCAUAACGCUGAUGUAUGAGGAUGGUUCAACCCAGCUAAGAGCUGAGCAGGCUCUGGUUCCCUCUGUUAAAGGAAUUGCAGUGUUACUACAGAGCCGUAUAAACGGCAGCGGUCUUCUGGAGGUCUCAGCCUCUGACAGUGUCCUGGGGGAAGGCCUCACACUCCAUGAGCAGUAUAUCUACCUUGAAACAGAGCAGUCUUCCACUGGGGGCCAAGAGCAAGAAGUAUAUAAUCAGUUUGCCAGGAAAGUUCUGUUUCAAAUGCUGAAAUGUAAAUGUCCUGUUAUUUGUUUUAAUGCCAAGGACUUUGUGCGAACAGUACUACAGUGUUUUGGUAAUGAUGGCAGCUGGAAGCAUGUUGUUCAUUUUGUAGGGCUUGAUCCCAGAAUUGCUGCCUGGCUUAUAGAUCCUGGGGAUGCUGCACCCUCUUUUGAAGAUUUAGUGGCAAAAUACCUUGAAGGCUCCAUCUCUGUUAACGUGAACAGCACAUAUGGGAAUUCCUCAAGAAAUGUUGUGAAUCAGAAUGUACGUGUGAACCUGAAGACACUCUACAGACUUACGAUGGGCCUUUGCUCCCAGCUGAAGGUUUAUGGUUUAUGGCAACUAUUUUGUACUUUGGAGCUUCCUCUGAUACCAAUUUUGGCAGUGAUGGAGAGCCACAGCAUUCGGGUGAACAGAGGAGAGAUGGAGAGGACUUCAGCCCUGCUGGGGUCUCGUCUCAAGGAACUGGAGCAAGAAGCCCAUUUUGUUGCAGGAGAGCGGUUUCUUAUAACAAGUAAUAAUCAGCUUCGAGAGAUCCUCUUCGGCAAGCUAAAACUGCACCUGCGGAGUCCCAGGGAGACUCUUCGUAGAACAGGGCUGCAGAAAUUCCCAUCCAUGUCAGAAGCCGUGUUAAGUGCUCUGCAGGACCUUCAUCCAUUACCCAAGAUAAUUUUGGAAUAUAGACGGGUUCACAAGACCAAGUCAGCCUUUGUGGAUGGAUUACUAGCUUGCAUGAAAAAGGGUUCCAUUUCCUCUACUUGGAAUCAGAUGGGAACUGUGACCGGAAGACUUUCAACCCGGCACCCGAAUAUCCAAGGUAUCUCCAGGCACCCAAUUCAAAUUACUAAACCACAGGAUUUUAAAGGUCUGGAGGGCACAGUGCUCACCAUCUCCCCGAGGAGCAUGUUCAUUGCCCCCGACGGCCACACCUUCCUGGCAGCAGACUUUUCACAGAUUGAAUUGCGCAUUCUUACACACUUAUCUGGGGAUCCGGAACUUUUGAAGUUAUUCCGGGAAUCUGAAAGAGAUGAUGUAUUUUCCACCCUGACUUCACAGUGGAAGGACAUUCCCCCAGAGCGAGUGACGCACGCAGACAGAGAGCAGACCAAGAAGGUGGUGUACUCAGCGAUCUAUGGAGCAGGGAAGGAGCGGCUGGCUGCUUGCCUUGGAGUUACUGUGCAAGAGGCUGCCCUGUUCUUGGAGACUUUUUUACAGAAGUACAAGAAAAUCAAGGACUUUGUCCAAACAACCAUUGCCCAGUGCCACCAGACAGGCUACGUGGCAUCCAUCAUGGGCAGAAGGAGACUGCUGCCACGGGUCCACGCACACGACCAGCAGCUGCGGGCGCAAGCUGAGAGGCAGGCCGUGAACUUCGCGGUGCAAGGCUCAGCUGCAGACCUCUGUAAGAUGGCCAUGAUCCGUGUCUUCACCGCCGUGGCCGCUUCCCCUACCCUGACGGCCAGGCUGGUCGCCCAGCUUCACGACGAGCUGCUAUUUGAGGUGGAAGAGCCACAGGUUCCUGAGUUUGCAGCUCUAGUCAGGGGGACCAUGGAGGCCCUGCGGGAUGUGCCGGCCUUGCAGCUGCAGGUGCCCCUGAAGGUGAGCCUGAGUGCUGGCCAGUCAUGGGGCCACUUGGUGCCACUGCAGGAGGGCCCCGGGCCCUCGGCCCAGCCCACGUCCCGCUGAGUCUCCAAGCAACCACCCUGCCACCGCCAGCCCCCUUGUCAGCACCUACCUGGUGCGUGCAUUUUUCGCCUUCAUUUUGUCUGUAGCCCCAGGCAACAGUGGGAGGAGAGAACUG